Phacochoerus africanus (Common warthog) is the source of this 3374-nucleotide messenger RNA. It is a transcript of the gene RAB11A, whose product is annotated as RAB11A, member RAS oncogene family. The coding region runs from base 148 to 798 and encodes 216 amino acids. The record is from RefSeq and is a predicted model, not a curated record. NCBI's taxonomy places the organism in Eukaryota, Metazoa, Chordata, Mammalia, Artiodactyla, Suidae. Gene Ontology annotation, cellular component: transport vesicle; postsynaptic recycling endosome; axon. Gene Ontology annotation, biological process: melanosome transport; exocytosis; neurotransmitter receptor transport, endosome to postsynaptic membrane. Gene Ontology annotation, molecular function: GTPase activity; GTP binding. The transcript is spliced from 5 exons.
GGCCUGACGGAAGUGGCGUAGCGGCAGGGAGGGGUUCUUCACCCUGUCCGGCAGCUGAAGCUCGGCGCUUGGGUUACCCCUGCAGCGACGCCCCCUGGUCCCACCGGUCUCUCUACUGCUCCCGCCCCUUCGCUCCUCCGCCUGGCCAUGGGCACCCGCGACGACGAGUACGACUACCUCUUCAAAGUUGUCCUUAUUGGAGAUUCUGGUGUUGGAAAGAGUAAUCUCCUGUCUCGAUUUACUCGAAAUGAGUUUAAUCUUGAAAGCAAGAGCACCAUUGGCGUAGAGUUUGCAACAAGAAGCAUCCAGGUUGAUGGGAAAACAAUAAAGGCACAGAUAUGGGACACAGCAGGGCAAGAGCGAUACCGAGCUAUAACAUCAGCAUACUAUCGUGGAGCUGUAGGUGCCUUAUUGGUUUAUGACAUUGCUAAACAUCUCACAUAUGAAAAUGUGGAACGAUGGCUGAAAGAACUGAGAGAUCAUGCUGAUAGUAACAUUGUUAUCAUGCUUGUGGGCAAUAAGAGUGAUUUGCGUCAUCUCAGGGCAGUUCCUACAGAUGAAGCAAGAGCUUUUGCAGAAAAGAAUGGUUUGUCAUUCAUUGAGACAUCUGCUUUAGACUCUACAAAUGUAGAAGCUGCUUUUCAGACAAUCUUGACAGAGAUAUACCGCAUUGUUUCCCAGAAGCAAAUGUCAGACAGACGUGAAAAUGACAUGUCUCCAAGCAACAAUGUGGUUCCUAUUCAUGUUCCACCAACCACUGAAAACAAGCCAAAGGUGCAGUGCUGUCAGAACAUAUAAGGAUUUUCUUUUCUCCCCUAGAAGAAUGUGUAUAGUUCAAUUCCCAGGUCUGAGAUUUAAAUAUAUUUGUAAUUCUUGUGGUCAUUUUUGUUUUAUUACUUCCUCAUACUUAUGAAUUUUUCCAUGUCUUAAGUCUUUUGAUUUUAGCUUUAUAAAAUCAUCCACUUGUCCCAAAUGACUGCAGCUUUUUUUCAUGCUAUGGCUUCACUAGCCUUAGUUUAAUAAACUGAAUAUUUGGAUUCCUCAAUUAUUGUUUACUUUUCAUCAUGGAAGCUGUCACUGUAGGACAUAAUAGAACUUGAUCCCUUGAAGCUUAGACCUAUCAGUCUUGAUUAAAUCAAACUAAGAAGACUCUGGAAAUAAGCUAUCAUUUUGCCACAGAGCAGCUUAUAAUUAACACACUCUUCUCUCACUUGCAGUGUGUAUUUCCAUGAAUCUAAGGAUUGCCCUAUAAACAUAGCAGAAUUUUGAGAGCUUGAAAAUUUUCCAUUAUUCUGGAAGUCAAUUUCUAAAAUGCCUUAAUAGGGUUAUGUAGUUUAGUAAAUUUUAUUUUUUAAUUUUUGUAAACAUCAAAGUUGACUAGAGAGGGGGGACACUUUUUUUCUGGAUAAGAAUUAUCUUAACACAAAAGACUGAUGAUUUCAGUAGCAGUAUGGUUAUGGGGCCAUAUGUUAAAACAGUACUGCCUGGCAGGCUGGGAACUGGAGCGACUGGUGGAAUUCCAUCCUGAGGUGCCUUUAUUACAGUGAUCAGGCAGCCCAAGUCAUUUAACUUAUCUAAUUUCCCAGCAGUAGAUCAUGUGGCAUUUUAUUGCUCAGGCAAUAACUGGUUUAAUGCUUAGUAUCUGAUGGUGAAGUGUUAAUUUUGUUUUAAAACUUUCCAGUAAAUGAAAUGCAACCUAGUUUUAUCACCAUAUCUACCAGCAGGCAUGGAUAAUUAUUUAAUUAAGGCUGAUUUUUUUAGUUUUGCAGUAUAUUACGGAAUAUAGUCCAGUUAAAUAUCUGGUUUCAGUUUGUCUAAAGAAUACAAUGAGAGGUUAACUUCUGCUCAAGUGGUACCACUUAAAGGCAUGUAUUCUUUUAGUACGUAAGUUGAAAUAGUACCUUGAAUUAAAUAGUACCUUGAAUUUAAAUAGAAUGCAUUUAGGCAUUGUACAAACCUGAAAGUUUUCUUCCACUACAUUAUUGAAAUCAAUGGAGCAACUUGUUUCUCAUUCACAAAUGUGCACACUAAUAUUUAGUUUUAUUUUCUUGUGGAUAAUAUUAAGCACUUAACUCUGCAGUGUUCUGAAAGUUGUGUCAACUGAAGUGAUACUAUUCAGGAUGGUGGAAUAUCCCCAAAGUAUACAUGUGUGUGGGCUUGCAUAGAUUACUAUGUUUCAUAGUUAAUCUUCUGUCUUUUGCGGUGCUCAUGACGUGUGGGGUGCACGGAAGGCAUUGCCUUGGUCAGUCAUUUUAGUUUUCUUCUGUAGCCAUUUUAUUAUUUUAGUGUAUUGGUUAUGAAGAUACUACUAUCUAUUUGUAAAUCGCUACUUUGUAUUUUAUGCAUGCUCUGUAACUUGAUUUUUUUUUUUAGUUAUUGAUUUGGAAUAUAUUCACAUUCUAAUAAACAGUUAUAGGGGGACUAUUCUUUAUGUUGUCAGAUUAUAUUUUUCCUUUGAGUACUUUGAAUGUAGCCAUGGAAUAUUUGAUUCUAAUGAGUAAGAGAAUAGGUCCUUUGAUUCAGAGUAAACAAUUGAAUUGGAGGCAUCAUUGUGUGAAUUUAGCUUUGAUUAUAGACAUGUAGUUCAGUUGUGCUGUUCUUGGAAAAAGCAUUACCAAAAACAUUAGGAAGCUAAUCUCUGUACUUGGAUAUGUAACAGUGUCAGCAGACCCAAGAAAAGGCUCCAUCACUAUUUUACUCAAAAUUGGUAGUAUAUUUUUUACAAAAUUAUUUAAGAGAAGGAGAAACUAGGUAGUAAGUUGAAAAUGAAUACAGUAACUGAAUAUUUACUAAAUGUAGACUUCAUGUUGCUUUGGGCACGGUUAGAUCUUGGGAGAAUUCCAAGAAACCUUAAGUAGUAGUAGAAAAUGGAUUUGAUUGCAUUUCAAUGAAUGUCUUCAUUCUAAAUAGUAUCUCGGGAGACAGACUGUCUCAAGUCUUUAAGAAACAUUACGUUUUUAAACAUAAUGACAAUUUAAGGCUCAAGGUAGUUUAGAAUUAUUUUGCUUUUUGACCUUGCUUUUCAGUUAUUUUAAUUUUGAAUUUUUUUUUAACCUGUUGUCCUUGAAAGGCAAAUCCUUAACUUGAUUUAAACUUCUAUGUCAUUGUUCUUAAAUUCUAUUUAUGAUUUCUAAUAGUAGUUGUUACUCUGUAAGGGUAAGUUUCUUUUGCCAUUGCUUUGAGCAUGGUAAAUUCUAAGAAGGAGUGCUAGCUGAUGACUUACGCCAGAGGGUUCUGUAGAAAAGUUAGACUUAAGAGUUUGGAUUGCCCCUCAGAGCUAGUCAUAUUUAUUUCAUCAUUAGGGAAAUAAACAUCUUAAUUUUUGUCAUCAGUGAUUUGUAUUAAGGAAAUAAAAAUGCUCUUGGUGGUUCGAA